Molecule: messenger RNA, 717 nt
Organism: Fonsecaea monophora
Lineage: Eukaryota; Fungi; Ascomycota; Eurotiomycetes; Chaetothyriales; Herpotrichiellaceae
Exons: 1
Coding region: 1-717 (238 amino acids)
Molecular function (GO): protein binding
Source: RefSeq, a predicted model, not a curated record
AUGUCACAGCCUCUCGAUGAUAAAUUCGCCAUCCACGAAGCCGCCCGAGAAGGCAAGACGCAAGUGGUCGAGUCCCUCCUCAAUGCAAACCCCAAACUUGCCUCUCUCCGUGACCAAGAUGACCGUCUCCCACUGCAUUGGGCCAUUGCCUUUGCUCGUCUCGACAUUGUCAAACUCCUCACAGCCACCCGCUCCUUUGACCCGGAUGCUCAAGACGGGUCAGGCUGGACACCGCUUGCCAUGGCCGCUUCUCUGAAAGACAAUUCUGGGCUGCCCAUCAUCGACCUUCUCCUCUCCAAAGAUGCCGACCCCAAGAUUGCCACGAACACCGGCGUCACACCUUUACAUCUGGCCGUGUCGAAGAAUAACCUGGACGUUUGCAAAACGCUCCUGAAGCAUGGUGCGAGUGCAAGGGUCAAGGACAAGCGGGGUCAAUUGCCCCUCCACCGCGCCGCCGCCGUGGGAUCCGUUCCUGUCGUGAAACUGCUGCUCGAGAACAAGUCUCCUAUCAAUGCUACGGACAUGGACGGGCUCACGCCACUACACCACGCAAUAAGUGAAGGACAUGGGGACGUGGCUGUAGAGCUGCUAAAAGCUGGAGCGGAGACAGACAAAGUGGAUCAUGAGGGCAGAUUAGCGAUUGACUGCGCGCCUGAUAGCAAGGUCAGGGCGCAUAUUUUGAAAGCAGCAGAGAGGGAAGGGAUCGAAUUCGCCUGA